This is a messenger RNA of Phacochoerus africanus (Common warthog), 3786 nucleotides long. RefSeq names its product nuclear receptor subfamily 2 group E member 1 (gene NR2E1). Gene Ontology annotation, molecular function: nuclear receptor activity; RNA polymerase II cis-regulatory region sequence-specific DNA binding; zinc ion binding. The record is from RefSeq and is a predicted model, not a curated record. Gene Ontology annotation, biological process: negative regulation of transcription by RNA polymerase II; cell differentiation; anatomical structure development. The coding region runs from base 1308 to 2465 and encodes 385 amino acids. NCBI's taxonomy places the organism in Eukaryota, Metazoa, Chordata, Mammalia, Artiodactyla, Suidae. The transcript has 9 exons.
GCCUCCAUCAAACCCCGUCCCAGGCCCCCAAGUCUAGACAUAGCGUCCUCGUCUAUAACUUUUACGUAGAUAGUUGCAAAAUGAAUAAUUACUCACCUCGGGCCAGAUCCAAGUUUUACCCAACAGAAGGGGCAUGGGACCAAGAAUGAACCAACUCACAUGGCCAUAUCCGGGGCGCACAAUCACACACAAACACACAGCCACCCAGUUCUUCCAUGAAUCUGUCCGGCGCUCUGGACAGAGGGGGGAAAGCGUUUUGAGAAAACUCCAGCUCCCUUCCCCUUCCCCCUUGCCAUGACAUAUAAUAAUUCAUUUUUAUUAGAAGAGCAGCACCGACCUCACCAUCACGCAAGCACAGAGCCAUACUCCCAUAUUCACACUCUUAACUCUUCAGCUUGGAGAGCGCCUGCAUUUUCUUUGGGAGCCGCUUGGAGGUUCAUUAAUAUCAUUAGCAUUUAACCCCCUCCCUCUUUCCAUCCCCUCCCCGCACAUGGCUGACGUCAGACCCCGCCAGGAGUUGGGGGAAAAGCUAAGUGGGCCAGGGACGCCCUAUUCCCCUCCCCGCGGCUGCCUGUCAGAGCGCUUCUGGAGAUAUUACAGGGGACCCAGCCCGCAGCGACAGGCACAAAGUCACAGGGUAAUGAACUUCGGGGACCCUUGCUCGCUGCGUGCUCGGCUGUCCCCGGAAACCAGGAGCUAGCCGCCUCUUCCCUCGGAAGGCUUCCCAGCAAUCUAGUUUUCCCACUCCGAGCUCGGGUUUGGGCAGCGCCGAGCCCAUCUGUCUGAGACUGCGGUUGUAUGUUUUCCUUUUUUCCUUAAAAGAGCAGCGGUCUGUAGAGAUCUGCCCACACUCUCAUGACUAAUGUAGAGGGAGAAAUUGAAGACUGAGAGACAGGAAUGGGGAAAGAGAGGGAUUUUGCCCUUUUUGCUCCGUAGGAAGACCAUUUUCGUGUCUUCAUCUCUGUCAUUCAAUACCCCUCUCUUGCCUGUCCUCCCUUCUCCCUCGAUCUGCCUGUCCGUUUCUCUAUUUGUCUGUCCAUGCCUAUGUCCAUACCAAGCAACAUUCCCAGCAGCUGCGGUUUUGCAAGAGACGGGAAGAAACUUAAGGAUGCUUAAAUUUCCACUGUGGAACGAAUUCUGAGCGCCAGGGAAGCAGCGCAGCCCGCAACCGACACCCACCUGUCCAGCCCCCGGAGCCUCGCAGGCUGGAGGGCGGCUGGAGAGCGGCGGCGCCCGGCGGCGAAGCGGGCGUUGCCGGCCGGGACUCGGGCAGCGCCCACCAACCGCUCCGCCCCGGGACCGCCAGCAUGAGCAAGCCAGCCGGAUCAACAAGCCGUAUUUUAGAUAUCCCCUGUAAAGUGUGCGGUGACCGAAGCUCGGGAAAACACUAUGGGGUCUACGCCUGCGACGGCUGCUCGGGGUUUUUCAAACGAAGUAUCCGAAGGAAUAGGACAUAUGUCUGCAAAUCUGGAAAUCAGGGAGGCUGCCCAGUGGACAAGACACACAGAAACCAGUGCAGGGCAUGUCGGCUGAAGAAGUGUUUGGAAGUCAACAUGAACAAAGAUGCGGUGCAGCACGAGCGGGGGCCUCGAACGUCCACCAUCCGCAAGCAGGUGGCUCUCUACUUCCGUGGACACAAGGAAGAGAAUGGGGCGGCCGCGCACUUCCCCUCUGCCGCACUGCCGGCGCCGGCCUUCUUCACUGCAGUCACGCAGCUGGAGCCCCACGGUCUGGAGCUGGCCGCUGUGUCAGCCACCCCUGAGCGCCAGACCCUCGUGAGCCUGGCUCAGCCCACGCCCAAGUACCCUCAUGAAGUGAAUGGGACCCCAAUGUAUCUCUAUGAAGUAGCCACAGAGUCAGUGUGUGAAUCAGCUGCCAGGCUUCUAUUUAUGAGCAUCAAGUGGGCUAAGAGUGUGCCAGCUUUCUCCACGCUAUCUUUGCAAGACCAGCUGAUGCUUUUGGAAGAUGCUUGGAGAGAACUGUUUGUUCUAGGAAUAGCACAAUGGGCCAUUCCGGUUGAUGCUAACACCCUACUGGCUGUAUCUGGCAUGAAUGGUGACAACACAGAUUCCCAGAAGCUGAACAAGAUCAUAUCUGAAAUACAGGCUUUACAAGAGGUGGUGGCUCGGUUUAGACAGCUCCGGUUAGACGCUACUGAAUUUGCCUGUCUAAAAUGCAUCGUCACUUUCAAAGCUGUUCCUACACACAGUGGUUCUGAACUGAGAAGUUUCCGGAAUGCUGCCGCCAUCGCAGCCCUUCAAGAUGAGGCUCAGCUAACUCUCAACAGCUACAUCCACACCAGAUACCCCACUCAACCCUGUCGCUUUGGAAAACUCCUGUUACUUUUGCCAGCUUUACGUUCUAUUAGUCCAUCAACCAUAGAGGAAGUGUUUUUCAAAAAAACCAUCGGCAACGUGCCAAUUACAAGACUGCUUUCAGAUAUGUACAAAUCCAGUGAUAUCUAAGCUCUUCAAGUCCCUACUUUUCAGGAUGGGGCAGUAACUGAUGAACUUCUACCCAUGGAGAAUAAGCCUCAACUAACAAACCCUUCAGGGAGCAUAAACCUGGGAAUGCGUAGCCUUCAGGAGAAAAUGUCAAGUGACACAAAACAAUUCCAGUAGCUUUGACCUGCCUCCUCACCCAGGGUAGUGCAGCCUGGAAAGAAAGGGGACGUAAGCGGACCGCCUGAGCAGAGGACUCACUGCUGCCAUGCCCUGGGAGGGGGCCGAAUUUGGGGUUGCCACAGGCCUUGCCAUUCUGCCUCUGACCUGGAAGAUCAGGCUGAAUUAUCAAGAGCUGAAAUACAAAUAGAACUUUCUUUUCCCUUUUACCAUAUAAAGUUGGGUAACCAAAUAUAGCUCUGUGUAUAACAUCAUACAACAACCUUCAGAACUAUCUUAUGUUGGGGAAUUUAUUUUUAAAAUAAUGGUUAGGUUUUAAAUCAAAAAUUUUAUCAAAAGUUUCCCAUCUGUUGUACUACAUCAUAAAGUGGCCUUCAAACUGAGUUAAUAAGUGAAAGGUAGCUUAUGCUAUGAGAGUUGCUUUUUCUCUUUUUCCUUUCUCUUUCUUUCCUCCCUCCUCCUCCUUUUUAAUACCAUAGGCCAGGCAACCUUGUCAAAGGAAUUGGCGGACGAAAUGAGAUUUUCACCAGGACCUCAGGUUGGAUAACAUCUCAAAAAUAGAAGAGCUUUACUAAAAGAACAGAAGUCAAGGGAGGACGAAUAAAAACAGCAAAACCAAAUAAAGUGGAGAUGAGUGGUUGAGUGAGGCAGACUGCUGUCCCAUUAACAUAGUGCUGAAACCAAAGGCGUUGAGGGUCUAAACUCAAGUUUCAGCAAAUCACACCAGACAUGAGGCCAGAGGGGACUUAAAGGAGAUGAACGCUAAAGGCUUCUUGAUCCAUUGCUAACAGCCUGAGGCUCUUCAAUGCCUUUCAGAAAACCGGUUUCUAGUAAAGCUUUGAAUGCCUACACAUGCACGUGCGUAAAUGCAUGUGUACACACACGCACACACUCAUAUACACACACUUCGUCCUACACUAUAAGCUGCUCCUUUGGUAUGAAUCUCUACUUAUGGAAAUGUAGAAACAAACAUUUUAAAAUAGCUGCUGUACUUUUCACAUUUUGAUCUAUUAGGUACUAGCACUGAGAAAAAUGUUCAGCACUUGGACUGUCAUAGGAUGAGUAAAAUUUUCCUUGUACAAAGUGAAUUAACUGAUUUGUGAAGUUAAAAGGAUGUACUCAUUGUAUUUACAAAGAAUAAAAAAAAAUAUUGAAUUUAAAUGAA